Oncorhynchus kisutch (coho salmon) is the source of this 2786-nucleotide messenger RNA. RefSeq names its product zinc finger protein 239-like. The coding region runs from base 126 to 1256 and encodes 376 amino acids. The record is from RefSeq and is a predicted model, not a curated record. The transcript has 2 exons. Lineage: Eukaryota; Metazoa; Chordata; Actinopteri; Salmoniformes; Salmonidae.
CAACGUAAAAUCGAAACAUUGAAGCUAUUUAGACCAUUUUUGUGUGUAUUGAUCUCGGUGUCGUUUGCUUGUUAAAAUUGACACGUUUGUUAAGGUUGAUUAUACUGAGCCUAGGCACUAGGCUAAUGCUAAUUUUAGGUAGCCCAACCAUGAACUCACAAAUAUACUCCCAUCCUGCUAAAGAAGAGGGGGUCUCCUGGACGGAGAAAGAAGCUCUGGGUCUGAACAUUGUCGUAAAAGAAGAGGAAGAGGAGAAUAUUACACUGAAAGAAGAGGAAGAAGCUUUCAGAAUAAAACAGGAGGAAGAGGAGGCUAUCACGUUGAAAGAAGAGGAUGUUAUAGUGAAAGAAGAGAAAGAACCUUUUGGAGUGAAAGAGGAAGAUGAGGCUAUCUCAAUAAAAGAGAAGGAGGAAGAUGUUUUGGGAGUGAAAAGGGAGGAGGUUGAAGCAGAGGAAGUGGAGGCUGGAGAUCUGAUUGACACUAGAGAGAAACCAGACUCUCACUCUGACAGCGGGAAGAGUCCUUCAGGGGAACCAGACCCAGUGACGCCCAAACCAGCAAGAAAACAUCACUGUUCCCACUGUGGAAAGAGUUUUACCUGGUUAGGGUACCUAAAACGGCAUGAGAGGACACACACAGGAGAAAAGCCUUUCCAAUGUUCUCAGUGUGGAAAGAGUUUUACCGUGUUAGUUAACCUGAAAAGGCAUGAGAGAAUACACACUGGAGAAAAGCCUUACCAAUGUUCCCAAUGUGGAAAGAGUUUUACUCAGUUAGGGAACCUAAAACAGCAUGAGUGGACACACACAGAAGAAAAGCCUUACCACUGCUUCCAAUGUGAAAAUAGAUUUUCACGAUCAGUGGACCUAAAAGCUCAUGAGAGAACACACACAGGAGAAAAGCCUUUCCAAUGUUCCCAGUGUGGAAAGAGUUUUACCGUGGUAGCUAACCUGAAAAGGCAUGAGAGAAUACACACUGGAGAAAAGCCAUUCCAAUGUUCCCAUUGUGGAAAGAGUUUUACUCAGUUAGGGCACUUAAAAAAGCACAAGUGGACACAUACAGGAGAAAAGCCUUAUCACUGUUCCCACUGUGGAAAGAGAUUUUCACGAUCAGGGGACCUAAAAACUCACGAGACAACACACAUAGGAGAAAAACCUUUCCACUGUUCCCAAUGUGGAAAGAGUUAUGUUAAGUCACAGUACCUAAAAGAGCAUAAGAGAAUACACACACAGGGGAAAAGCCUUACCCAAUGUUCUUAGUGUGGUGACGGGAUCUCUCAAAUAGAUGCUAUGAAGAUAGUUGAGAACAAAGCCUUAUGUCCCUACAGUGGAGAGCGUUUUACCAUGUUAGUUAACCUGAAAAUACAUGAAAGAAUACGCUCUGGAGAAAAGCCUUUCCACUGCUCCUAAUAUGAAAAUACUUUUGCCAGGUUAGGGAGUCUGAAGUCACAUGAGUGGACUCAGAGAAGAGGAGCACUACUACUGGUCCUGCUGUGGAACAUGUUUUAACCAGUCAGAGAAGAGGAGCACUACUACUGGUCCUGCUGUGGAACAUGUUUUAACCAGUCAGAGAAGAGAAGCACUACCACUGGUCCCGCUGUGGAACAUGUUUUAACCAGUCAGAGAAGAGGAGCACUACUACUGGUCCCGCUGUGGAACAUGUUUUAACCAGUUAGAGAAGAGGAGCACUACCACUGGUCCCCCUGUGGAACAUGUUUUAACCAGUCAGAGAAGAGAAGCACUACCACUGGUCCCGCUGUGGAACAUGUUUUAACCAGUCAGAGAAGAGGAGCACUACUACUGGUCCCGCUGUGGAACAUGUUUUAACCAGUUAGAGAAGAGGAGCACUACCACUGGUCCCGCUGUGGAACAUGUUUUAACCAGUCAGAGAAGAGGAGCACUACCACUGGUCCCGCUGUGGAACAUGUUUUAACCAGUCAGAGAAGAGGAGCACUACCACUGGUCCCGCUGUGGAACAUGUUUUAACCAGUCAGAGAAGAGGAGCACUACCACUGGUCCCGCUGUGGAACAUGUUUUAACCAGUCAGAGAAGAGGAGCACUACCACUGGUCCCCCUGUGGAACAUGUUUUAACCAGUCAGAGAAGAUGAAAUCACACGAGAGAAGAGUCUGUGUUCUGUUUUUUGACUGAGAAUUUGGGUUUUUGUUUAUGCCACCUGAAAUCAAAUAGUUUAUAUGAAAUCUUCCUUAAAGAAAGAAAUAGGCCUACUUUAGUUUUUUUCCCUCUUGAGACAUUAAAAAAUAGCUCAAAGUCUGGCUAGGUUGGGUGGGAGGUAACCCAAUGGGUAUGUCUGGGUAGAAUGGUGGGAGGUAACCCAAUGGGUAUGUCUGGGUAGAAUGGUGGGAGGUAACCCAAUGGGUAUGUCUGGGUAGAAUGGUGGGAGGUAGCCCAAUGGGUAUGUCUGGGUAGAAUGUUGGGAGGUAACCCAAUGGGUAUGUCUGGGUAGAAUGGUGGGAGGUAACCCAAUGGGUAUGUCUGGGUAGAAUGUUGGGAGGUAACCCAAUGGGUAUGUCUGGGUAGAAUGGUGGGAGGUAACCCAAUGGGUAUGUCUGGGUAGAAUGGUGGGAGGUAGCCCAAUGGGUAUGUUUGGGUGAGAGGUAACACAAUGGGUUUGUCUGGGUAAACAAUAUGACCUGGUGUAUAGAACAGGAUUACACAGUUCCCAUUAGUUACUGGUGACAUGACGUUGGCCUGGGGGUAGGUUUAUGACAGUCAUAAAUACCUCUUCCCCCCUUUUUCCUCUCCCUACCCUACUGAUGUGAAAUUUGAA